Molecule: messenger RNA, 3511 nt
Organism: Schistosoma curassoni
Lineage: Eukaryota; Metazoa; Platyhelminthes; Trematoda; Strigeidida; Schistosomatidae
Source: the annotation of a GenBank genome assembly
AUGGCAGCCAUUCAACUCGAUGAUCGUGAUCGGACUAUCGCCAUGGGACGAGGUCUAUAUAGAUCUUCAUCUCCUGGAACAAUAAGACUAGAGACAAGAGUGAAAGAUCUUGAAGAUCAAUUGGAUGAAGAACGUUCUCUACGAAUAAAGACGGAAAGGGAGCUUGCUGAAAUUAAUGCUGAGUUCGACAUAUUAAAUGCAGAUUUUCAAAAUGCUAGAGAACAAAUAAGUCAACAAGAGGAAACUAUCAAAAGACGGGAACAAGAGUUUGCUCGUGUUCAUAGAGAGCUGGGUACAAUUCGUGAUGCAAAUGAAGAAAGUUUGGAAAAUUUAAGACGUCGUCAUCAAACCACAGUCAAUGAUCUUAAUCUUGAAAUAAAUGUUCUUCAAAAAGCGAAAUCCAAAGCUGAAAAAGAAAGAUCUGAAAUGGCUAGACAAUUGGAAAAUGCUUUUAUUGAAGUUGAAGAUGCUAAUAAGGCGAAAACUGUUGCUCAAUCAAAACAAGAAACACUUGAAUCUCAAACUAUAAGAUUGAGAGCGAACUAUGAAGAGAGUCAAAAACGUAUUACAGAACUUAAUUCACAAAAUGCUCAACUCAUUGCUGAAGCAACUGAACAGGCUAGAACUAUAGAAAAGUUAAAUACGUCUUUGGCAAGUUGUCAGAGAGCACAAUCGAUUGCUGAAUCAGUAGGAGAAGACCAUAAGAGAGCUUUAGAAGAAGAAAUAAAGACUAGAACCUUAGUACAAAAUAAAUUAAAUACAGUACAACAAGAAUUAGAUACAUUAAUUCAUAGAGCAGAUGAUGAAGCUGAAAGUGUAGUGAAACUUCAAACUCAAGUUACUAGACUUACAAGUGAAUUAACACAAACUAAAACAAAAUAUGAAAAAGAAUUCAAUGAGAAAACUGAAGAAUUUGAUGAACUCAAACGUCGUUUGAACAAUCGUAUCAAUGAAUUAACAGAAUCCUAUGAACUUGAACGUGGUCGAGUUAUUAGUCUUGAACGUACCAAGAAUCAAUUAGCUAAUCAAUGUCAAGAAAUACAAUCUCAAUUAGAUAACUUAUUUGCUGAAUGCACUGAACAUGUUCAAACUAUCAAAAGCCUGGAAAGUCAAAAGACAGAACUGGAAUCGGUUUUAGAAGAAACUCAAACUGAAGAAAGUAAUUUACGAACAAAAUGCGGUUUAUUACAAAGGGAUCUUAUUCAAAUCAGAGCUGUUAAGUCUGAGCUAGAGGAACGUUUAACGGUGUUGGAGAAAGAGAACAAACAAAAUACUGAAAAACUAAAAGAAACUAAAGAACGUUUGUCAGUUGUUAAUCGACAAGUUACGGAUUUGGAGAGUUCUCGAGCAAGACUAGAAACGGAAAGAGACAAUCUAGACUCUACAUUAAAAGAUACAGAAGAUGCUUUACAUGAAUGUGAAACUCGUUACCAAACAACAUAUUCAGCUUUAAGUACAUUAAGAAAUGAAUUUGAACGUCAAUCAAGAGAUAAAGAGGAAGAAAUGGAAAGUUUAAGACGUUCAAGUCAACGUAAUGUGGAAAAUCUUAAAGCAACUGUAGCAGAUAUGGAAAUGAAAAAUCAAAAUGAAUUAGAUCGACUUAAAAAGAAACUAGAAGGAAAUAUAAAUAAUUUACAAGUUCAAUUAGAAGAUGAAAAAGCUGCUCAUUCAGAAACUAUUAAAUUACAUCAAGAAGCAGAAGCACACAUUUGUCAAUUAGAAAUAGAUAUAACAGAACUAAAUAAUUUGGUUUCUGAAACUGCAACCACUUUACAGAUAUGCGAAAGUCGUCGAUCUGCCUUAUCAAAUGAAGUAGAAAGCUUAAAAAGUCAAUUAGAAAUCACAGAAAGAUUAAAACGAAAACUGGAAGAAGAGUCAUCGGAAAAUAUGUCAAAAUUUGGUGGUUUGACAAUACAAAUAAAUAAUUUGACAGCAGAAAAACGAAAACUUGAGGGUCAGAUAGCUGUGCUUGAAGGUGAUUUGGACGACGCUACAGGUGCAAAAGAUGUUGCCACAGAGAGAGCAGACAGACUUCAAAAUGAAGUUAACCGUCUGGCUCAAGAACUUCAAACUGAACAGGAGUCGUCACGUCGAGCAGAUACUGCAAGAAGGCAAUUGGAAGCCGAACUAAAAGACUGCAAUGCUAAGAUUUUGGAAAGCCGAAGAGCAGCUGAUACAGCAGAACGUGAAGCUGAUGAUGCCAAAAGUCAAGCCGAGAUUAAAAUACGAGAGUUGCAGCUAGCUUUGGAAGAAGAAUCUAGAAAGUCAAGAGAGGCCCAAACUCAACUAAGAAAAUGUGAGAGAGCACUCAAAGAAUCAGUACAAGCUGAACAAGAUGCUGGGCAUAUGGUAAACGAACUACGUGAGAUGGUUGAACGAGCUCAAACAAAACUGAAACAAACCAGGAAACAGUUAGAAGAAGCAGAAAAUGCUGCUCAAACUGCUUCAAUGAAAUAUCGUAAAGCUCAACAACAAGUGGAUGAUGCAGAUUUACGUGCUCAAAUGGCUGAAAGACGUAUAGGUUUAACUGCUCAAGAAGAUAAUGUAACAACUUAUGGAAAUUACAAUAGACAACGAUCUGGUAGUCUUUAUCCAACUAGAACAAGAAAUUAUUCAGUAACACGUGAAGGAUCCGUAUUUAGUGUUAUGAGUGAAUUACCAGCCUCUCCACAUAAAACUCGUUUUCAAACAGCUAUUCCAAAAUGGAGUAAUCGACAUGAAUUAGGAAAUUAUCAAAAAGAAAAUGGUAGUUCAUUAAGUCUUCUUGAUCUACCACCGGCUGAUACAAGUUGUAGUUGAUUCUACAUUAAUCAAUUAGACUAGUAACAAAUUAAAUUAGUCACAUUUUUUGUUCACCCUUUUAUUACUAUUAUCCAUAUAAUCAUUUACAUUUUAAUGUUUUGACAACUUUUCAUAUAAUUCCAUCUUAUUACUUUGUAAAAGAAUUGAAUUACUAGUAAAUGUUUAUUAAUAAUUUCCAUUUGCCAUACCCUGUUGAAAUGAAUUUUCUUUAAAGUGAUUCACUUUAAACAAAUCCAUAGUUGAAUGUUUUUUUUCUUUUUUCUUUUUUUUUUAAUUUUACAACCAACUGGAAUUAGUGAAUUAAUUUCAAUGAUAACAUUUUUCCUUUUUUUUCCCAAAAAAAGAAAGAAAAAUGAACCACUUAUGUUAUACAUGGCAUAACAUUUGGUUUAUUGCGCAUUAUUAUUUGUUUAGUCUAGUGUAUAUUUGUGUUUCAUAUUUUGAAUGAAUUAAGUUUAUCAGUAUGUUGCUCUUUUUUCUUUUCUUUUCUUUUUUCUUUUUUUCAGAGGAAAAUUCCUUUAACCACGAAUGAUUAUUAGUUAACAUUGUAGACCAUAUUAGUAAACAUUAUGAUUUUAUGAAUCAUUAUUGGUAAAACAGUUUCAUAUUGAUUAAUUAAACCCUUUUCUUUUCUAUAUUCUCCUUUAUUUAGUGACCAAAAAUAAUGUUUAUACAAAAAAAAGAGGAAAAAAUUUCUUUCUUUCGUCUU